AUGGCGCCGACACACGUCCUCGAUGACUACUAUCUGGGCAUCACGGCCAUCAUCACGGUCGGCUUCCAGCUGGCGUGCUUCUUUGUCGCGUAUACCCUCCAGUUCGACAAGAUUACAGACCUCGCCGGCGGCCUCAACUUCACCAUCCUCGCCGUCCUCACCCUCUCCCUCAGCGGCGGCGGCUCGGACAGCCACCUGCACCCGCGCCAGCUCGUCGUCUCCCUCUUCAUGAUCGCCUGGUCGCUGCGCCUCGCCGGCUUCCUCUUCUUCCGCAUCCUCAAGACCGGCAAGGACGACCGCUUCGACGCCAUGCGCGGCCGCUUCCUCUCCUUCCUCGGCUUCUGGGUCUUCCAGAUGCUCUGGGUCUGGAUCGUCUCCCUGCCCGUCACCCUGCUCAACGCGCCCGCCGUCACACGCUACCCGCAGAAGGGCUUCGGCACCGGCCGCGACGUCGCUGGCGUCGUGCUCUUCGCCGUCGGGUUUAUUCUGGAGACCGGCAGCGACCUGCAAAAGUACCGCUUCCGCGCGCGCGCCGACCGCGCCGCCGUGUGCGACUCGGGCUUCUUCGCGCUGUCGCGGCACCCAAACUACUUUGGCGACAUAAUCAUCCAGUGGUCCUUAUUCAUGAUUGCCGUGUCCGCCGUCGCCGACGGCUACGUCCAGGGCCAGGCUUACAAGGCGCUGUACGCCAGCAUCCUCGGGCCGCUCUUCAUCACGUUCCUGCUGCUCUUCGUCUCGGGUAUGCCGCUCGCGGAGCGGCCCAAGGCCAAGGCGCGCUACGAGAAGGGCAACAACUGGGAGGCGUACCGGCGCUGGCUCGACCGCACGAGCCCGCUGAUCCCGUUCCCGCCGCAGCUGUACGCCCGCACGCCCGUGUGGCUCAAGCGCACCGUGUUCCUGGAGCUGCCGCUGUACGUGUUCGACCCGGCGAAGCACUCGGACGUGGCGACGCCGGGCGGUGGCCGGGACGCCGAGGGCGAGAAUGGGGGCGACAGAAACGAGGGACGGGAAAGUGCUGAUCAGCGACUCGUUUAA
Messenger RNA from Cordyceps fumosorosea ARSEF 2679, 1035 nucleotides. RefSeq lists its product as hypothetical. NCBI's taxonomy places the organism in Eukaryota, Fungi, Ascomycota, Sordariomycetes, Hypocreales, Cordycipitaceae. Bases 1 to 1035 code for a protein of 344 amino acids. The transcript is spliced from 3 exons. Gene Ontology annotation, cellular component: membrane. The record is from RefSeq and is a predicted model, not a curated record.